UCACUUCUUGGAGUUUGUCAGAAUUAGUGGGUUUUUGUUUGUCCACCCGCCUCUUGAGGAUUGACCACAAGUUCUCAAUGGGAUUAAGAUCUGGGGAGUUUCCAGGCCGUGGACCCAAAAUUUCAACGUUUUGGUCCCCGAGCCACUUAGUUAUUACUUUUGCCUUAUGGCACGGUGCUCCAUCGUGCUAGAAAAUGCAUUGUUCUUCACCAAACUGUUGUUGGAUUGUUGGAAGAAGUUGCUGUUGGAGGGUGUUUUGGUGCCAUUCUUUAUUCAUGGCUGUGUUUUUGGGCAAAAUUGUGAGUGAGCCCACUCCCUUGGAUGAGAAGCAACCCCACACAUGAAUGGUCUCAGGAUGCUUUACUGUUGGCAUUACACAGGACUGAUGGUAGCGCUCACCUUUUCUUCUCCGGACAAGCCUUUUUCCAGAUGCCCCAAACAAUUGGAAAGAAGUGGCUUCUUUGCUGCCCUUCUUGACACCAGGCCAUCUUUCAAAAGUCUUCGCCUCACUGUUCAUGCAGAUGCGCUCACACCUGUCUGCUGCCAUUCCUGAGCAAAGCCAUGGUUAACAAUAGAAGAACAAUCAUUUCAAGCAUCACCCUCCUUUUAACAUGUCAAGUCUGCCAACUCUUCAUAACAUUCUGGAGUAUAUGCAAAUUGCUAUUAUAAAAACUUAAGCAGCAACUUUUCCAAUUUCGAAUAUUUAUGUAAUUCUCAAAACUUUUGGCCACAACUGUACAUGCAUUUUCCUUCUCUGAGUGGUAUCACAAAUUUAAAAGAUUAUUUUUGUAACACACCAACAGAUGGCAGCACUGUGAGGCAGAGGUACAGUAAGGUGGCUUUACCUUCGUAAGUCAGUGUGCCAAAAGACAUCGUCCUGUGUACAUCGGGAGCUGUGCAACUAGAGCCAAUGAGACCACAUGCGUUACCACAUCUGCUUUUUAUGUCAUGGACAACAAGUUAGAACAAAUAGCGAUUGUGAAUUUUUGCAUGAAACUGGGCAAAUCUGCCACAGAUACAUGAUUCGGCAAGUUUACAGCCAUGCUGCAAUGAAUUGUUCAAGGUGUUGUGAGUGGCACGUGCACUUCAGUGGAAGAACAUUACUGGAAGACGACGAAAGAUCACGAAGACCUUCAACAAGCUCAAUCCCUGAAAAAUAGAACUUCAGAGCACUGUGUACAGGAGAGCAUGGGUUUGGAUACAAGGGUUCCAUUUUCCACAGAAUCAUUCCUGAGUUCAUGUGUCAGCUCGAGUGCGUUUAUUUUUUACAGGGUGGAGAUUUCACAAAUCACAAUGGCACUGGCGGAAAAUCAAUUUACGGGAAGAAAUUCAACGAUGAGAAUUUCCAGUUAAAACACACUGAACCAGGUGUGCUGUCAAUGGCGAACUCUGGUCCGAACACCAACGGAUCUCAGUUUUUCAUCUGCACUGCCAAAACAGAAUGGCUUGAUGGCAAGCAUGUUGUGUUUGGUCAAGUGAAAGAGGGCAUGGAGACUGUCAGGGUAAUGGAGUCGUAUGGUUUGCAUGAUGGAGGAACACUUAAGAAGAUUGUCAUCACAGACUGUGGGGAACUUAAAUAAAAUACGGCUUUACACUGCACAGAGCCGACAAAUGACUCUUCUCAUGAACAGUAAAUGAUUAAUCCCAAGCCAAAAGGUAAAUAAUUUGAUUUUAUAGCCAAUACUGCAUUUGGAUGUAAUUCUUUCUGAUUAUAAAGAUCUAAUGUUUUAUGACGUUUUGAUUUAAAUAAAUAUGACCCGCUUUUAUGUGUGGGGAAAUUAGUUUCAGUGCCUUAUGCUUGCUAAGUAAGCUCUUCUGCACAACAUAUUAAAUCUUAACAAUUUAAAUUAAACAUUAAAGUUUAAAAAAGGGCAUGCAGUUUGUAUAACUUUACAGAAUAAACUAAACUGUAU
Messenger RNA from Clarias gariepinus (North African catfish), 1913 nucleotides. It is a transcript of the gene ppifa, whose product is annotated as peptidylprolyl isomerase Fa. Gene Ontology annotation, biological process: protein peptidyl-prolyl isomerization; protein folding. Gene Ontology annotation, molecular function: peptidyl-prolyl cis-trans isomerase activity. Bases 1239 to 1580 code for a protein of 113 amino acids. NCBI's taxonomy places the organism in Eukaryota, Metazoa, Chordata, Actinopteri, Siluriformes, Clariidae. The transcript has 5 exons. The record is from RefSeq and is a predicted model, not a curated record.